Molecule: messenger RNA, 2037 nt
Organism: Dovyalis caffra
Lineage: Eukaryota; Viridiplantae; Streptophyta; Magnoliopsida; Malpighiales; Salicaceae
Source: the annotation of a GenBank genome assembly
AUGUUAACCACUUCGCUGUCAUCUGUCCACUCUACCAAUGCCUCUUCCACACCCUCUCUCUCCCCUUUCUCUUCUCUCUCUGCCUCUUCUUCAUCAUCAUCAUCUCUGUCUUUCCAACAAUCUUCUCUUCAACAUCGUCAUCUUGUCUCCUUUGGCCCCAAUACCAAAACCCUUUUCAGGAUAAACUCCAAACCCAAGGGCAUGCAGGGAAUAUUGAGGGUGAGUUGUUCCACAAGUGAGCCAUUGAAGGUGAUGAUAUCAGGUGCACCAGCAUCUGGCAAAGGCACUCAGUGUGAGCUAAUUGUCAAGAAGUUUGGAUUGGUACACAUAUCAACUGGUGAUCUUCUAAGAGCUGAAGUAUCUGCAGGGACAGAAAUUGGAAAUAAAGCAAAAGAGUUCAUGAAUGCUGGUCGUCUGGUUCCUGAUGAAAUUGUGACAGCGAUGGUGACAGCACGAUUAUCACUGGAAGAUGCAAAGAAAAAAGGGUGGCUUCUAGAUGGCUAUCCACGGAGUGCCGCCCAAGCAGAAAGUCUUGAAAAAUUGAACAUCAGACCAGAUAUCUAUGUUGUAUUGGAUGUUCCUGAUGAAAUUCUGAUCGACAGAUGUGUUGGUAGAAGGCUAGACCCACUGACAGGAAAGAUUUACCACGUAAAAAAUUUCCCUCCAGAGACUGAAGAAAUUAAAGCAAGACUCGUAACCCGUCCAGAUGACACUGAGGAAAAGGUAAAGGCACGCCUUGAAAUAUACAAGAAAAAUGUAGAAGCAAUCUCAUCCACUUACUCGAACAUUAUGGUUAAGAUUGAUGGAAACCGUCAAAAAGAAGUAGUCUUUGAAGAAAUAGAUUCUUUGUUGUCUCAAGUGCAGAAAGAUAAAAUAAAAAUGGUCAAAUCUGAAAAUUCAGUGCCUGAAGGUAGAAGUCUUUCUAGUCAGGCAUCAGUUAGCCAGGAUAAAUGGAGAGGAAUUCCCACUAGAUUAAAUAAUAUCCCUCAUUCCAGAGAAAUCAGGAAUUAUUUUUAUGAGGAUGUGCUGCAAGCCACACAGAGAGCUGUAAAUGAUGGUAGAACAAGGCUAAGGGUGGACAUUAACAUUCCAGAGCUGAACCCAGAAAUGGAUGUUUAUCGAAUAGGUACCUUGAUGGAACUUGUUCGAGUCAUUGCUCUUUCAUUUGCAGAUGAUGGGAAGCGUGUCAAGAGGUUUUCCUGUCAGGUUUGUGUUCAAGGGUCUAUGGGGCAAGGUGCACUUGCUGGAAUGCCUUUGCAAUUGGCCGGUACUAGAAAGAUUCUGGAGCUCAUGGAUUGGGGUGAUUAUGGUGCUAAGGGAACCUUCAUCAAGAUUGGCUCUAUAGGGGAAAAGGAGGUUGACGAAGAUGAUGAUUUGUUCAUCUUAGUGGCUCCUCAAAAUGCCGUAGGGAAUUGUAUCAUAGGUGAUCUUCAAGCCAUGACUGUUGCCGCUGGGAGCCGACCAGUAAUUAUCGUUAAUCCAAGGCUCAAGGACUUACCUGGUUCAAGUGGUAUAAUGCAAACAAUCGGUCGGGACAAGAGACUGGAGUAUGCUGCUUCCUUUGAAAGUUGCUAUUUCUUCCGGCUUCUCUAUUAUGCAGGAACUCAGUAUCCUAUCAUGGGAGCUCUCAGGAUGUCUUAUCCGUAUCGUUAUGAAUUAUACAAGAGGGUGGACCAACCAUCGGGGACAGAGAAGUAUGUGAUCUUGUCGACAUUUUCUGAAAAGCCAAGUACUGAUGAUGUAAACGAUGCCUUCAUGGGGAAACCAAGAAACGAAUCUAAGAAAGCCUCAGGAUUUUGGGGCUUCUUGAGUAGUGAAUCUGCGAGAGUUACCAUGAAACCUCAGAUAUGGUUUGAUGAGCUUAUAUUGAAUAGUGCAUUAGAACUGCCCACAGCCAUGCAAAUUGCAAUCUUAGUAGAUGACGUAACAAGUCAUGCCAUACGCAUUGAACUAACAGCUCAUAUCCUGAUAAUUCUUCUAGCUAGUUGUCUUGUGAUGAAAAGGGCUUUUAUGUUCCAACUUAAACGUAAACGUUAG